Messenger RNA from Opisthocomus hoazin, 837 nucleotides. The record is from RefSeq and is a predicted model, not a curated record. NCBI's taxonomy places the organism in Eukaryota, Metazoa, Chordata, Aves, Opisthocomiformes, Opisthocomidae.
AUGCAGGGUGUGGGUGCUGGUGGCAUGGGGCUGUGUCGACCUGGGGAGAUCCUGUCCGUGGGGCUGAGAGUAAAGAGUGAUGGUGCUGAGUGGCCGGGUCCCCGCGUGGGCGCCCGCCUGGGCUCGGGCAAGGUGGACGUCUCCCUGGCGGCGGCACUCAUCGGGUUCAGGGAGACACGCACCAGCGAGAAGGUGGAGAUGAUGGAGCUCAACGACCGCUUCGCAAGCUACAUCGAGAAGGUCCGGCUCCUGGAGCAGCAGAACAAGGUGCUGGUGGUGGAGCUGAACCAGGCGCGGGACCAGGAGCCCUCCCACCUGGCCGACAUCUACCAGGAGGAGCUGCGUGACCUGCGGUGCCAGGCGGAGCAGCUGGCCAUGGCCAAGGCCCGGCUGGAGAUCGAGAGGGACAACCUCGCCGAGGACCUGGGCAGUCUGCAGCAGAAGAUGCUGGUGGGGACCAGGGUGGUGAUGGGGACCAGGAUGGUCACCAGCAACAUGUUCGCCGACCUGAUGGACGCGGCUGCCCGGCACGCAGAGGCCCUGCAUGUGGCCAAGCAGGAGGCCAACGAGUACCGACACCAGCUCCAGGCCCUCACCUGCGACCUGGAGGCUCUGCGGGGUUCGAACGAGUCCCUGGAGAGGCAGCUGCGGGAGCUGGAGGACCACUACGCCCUGGAGACGGCCGGCUACCAGGACACGGUGGUGUGGCUGCAAGAGGACAUCCGCAGCCUGAAGGAGGAGAUGGCCCGGCACCUGCAGGAGUACCAGGAUCUGCUCAACGUGACGGCCCUUGACAUCGAGAUUGCCACCUACCGCGAGCUGCUGGAGGGCGAGGAG